UGAGUUCUCCCUUUAAAUAAAAAACAAGCAUUCAACACGACAGAGCACAGCACGUAUUGCCUCUCACACCUGUAACCCUUAUUUCUCCUCGAUAUUACCCCCCCACUCUCUCCCCCUCCGGCGAUCAACUCGUAUCUUAGUUAAUUUUCUCACCGGAACCAGCAAUUUUGACUUCUCACUUCUCCGGUAUCUAAUUUUAAAUCACGCGAUUCAACCGGUCCAUUGACAGCACAAAUCAUCAAAUCAUGAAUCCUGAAUACGACUAUUUGUUUAAGCUUUUGCUUAUUGGAGAUUCUGGUGUUGGAAAAUCAUGUCUACUUUUGAGGUUUGCUGAUGAUUCAUAUCUGGAGAGUUACAUCAGUACCAUCGGAGUGGACUUUAAAAUCCGCACUGUGGAACAGGAUGGGAAAACCAUUAAACUACAAAUUUGGGACACAGCUGGUCAAGAGCGUUUUAGGACAAUCACAAGCAGUUAUUAUCGUGGAGCUCAUGGAAUCAUUGUUGUGUACGAUGUCACAGACCAAGAGAGCUUCAACAAUGUUAAACAAUGGCUGAAUGAAAUUGACCGUUAUGCAAGUGAAAAUGUGAACAAGCUUCUAGUUGGGAACAAGUGCGACCUCACUGCUAACAAAGUCGUCUCGUAUGAGACAGCAAAGGCUUUUGCUGAUGAAAUUGGGAUCCCUUUCAUGGAGACAAGUGCAAAAAAUGCCACUAAUGUUGAGCAGGCUUUCAUGGCUAUGGCUGCAGAGAUCAAGAACAGGAUGGCAAGCCAGCCGGCCAUGAACAACGCAAGGCCCCCAACAGUGCAGAUUCGAGGACAGCCUGUCAACCAGAAGUCUGGUUGCUGCUCCUCUUAGAAGAGAGUCGAAGUUGGCUUGUGAUGUUAUAACCAUGUUGGCAUGUAAACCUAGUUCGUCUAUUCUCAAAGCUUUGAUAUGAAGAUUAUUUGUUAUGAUUUGCAUUUCUGUCAGAUGUUUAACACUUAUGUUAAAACUUCCAUUCUUUUAAAUGUAUUUGAUUUUAAAAACAUCUGUACAAAAUAGGAAUACUGGUUAAUAGCAGUAUUUGCCUUGUCAUUUCCUUAUAA
This is a messenger RNA of Populus trichocarpa (black cottonwood), 1087 nucleotides long. RefSeq names its product GTP-binding protein YPTM2. NCBI's taxonomy places the organism in Eukaryota, Viridiplantae, Streptophyta, Magnoliopsida, Malpighiales, Salicaceae. The record is from RefSeq and is a predicted model, not a curated record. The coding region runs from base 246 to 857 and encodes 203 amino acids. Gene Ontology annotation, molecular function: GTP binding; GTPase activity. The transcript is spliced from 8 exons.